This is a messenger RNA of Colias croceus (clouded yellow), 1658 nucleotides long. RefSeq names its product 5-methylcytosine rRNA methyltransferase NSUN4. Gene Ontology annotation, molecular function: methyltransferase activity. Bases 56 to 1594 code for a protein of 512 amino acids. The transcript is spliced from 10 exons. Gene Ontology annotation, biological process: rRNA methylation. NCBI's taxonomy places the organism in Eukaryota, Metazoa, Arthropoda, Insecta, Lepidoptera, Pieridae. The record is from RefSeq and is a predicted model, not a curated record. Gene Ontology annotation, cellular component: mitochondrial large ribosomal subunit.
UAAUAUUUAUUACGAAUGAUAAAUUCAAAACAAACAUUUUUUAUUUAACGUAACGAUGUUUACUAUUCUCAAAAUUUAUAAAAAUGCCUCCCUAUAUCCCAAUACGUAUUUACAAAUAAGGCUUAAAUCAAAAACACAUUGGGCAAAGUUAAAAAAGAAAACUGGUCCCAAAUACAAAGCAUUGAAUCAUUUCGACGACUUUUACGCGUCUGUUUUUGGAAAUAAAUGGGAACCUAUGAGAGAGGCUCUCCUUCGCAAGUCCAAAUAUGUAGCUGUUGUUAAUAACUAUGGUGAUGCUGAGGAAACCAUGGAAUAUUUAUCAAAUACAGGUGCUCACUGUCUUAAAAAUCUUAUGUCAAUACAACAAGAGUUUCACAAAGAUUAUCCAACCAAAGAUGCUAAAGUAGAAAAGCAAGUACAAACCAAUAGUGCGAUAGAUAAUUUUGUAUCAAGACUUCAAAGUGACGAAAUAUCUCAGAUUUACCCGCAAGAUGGAAGUAUGCCUGAAAAAUUGGAUUUUCAAGAGGGCAAAUUGGAAAGUGUUGAAGAUGUUAAAAAAAUAAAAUCUGAGGAACCUGUUGAAAAUCUUGAUAAAGCAAUUGAAAAUGCAGAAAUUGAUUACUCUCGAUACAUAGAACCAAGUAUGGGAAUGACAUCAGAUGCCUUGUACCAGUACAUCCCGGCAACCAAACUGAAGGGAAUGGACGAUUAUGUGCCUGAAUCGUUGCAUUAUUCAUUUUAUUCUUCUCAGGGAGGAGAAUUUCCACUAGCCAUAGAGCCAGAAACAGAAUUCAAAUUUCCCGAACAUCUAAAAAUUAUGACUUACGAAAGGGACAGUGAAAUGCAUAGAUUCCCUGAACCAAAAAGAUCACAAACAGGUGUACUCAACUACUAUCCAAUGGACGGAGCGAGUGUGCUACCAACACUAGCGCUAUGCCUUAACCCCGGUGAUCGAGUAUUAGAUUUGUGCGCAGCGCCGGGGGGCAAGUCAUUACUUGCGCUACAAACACUACUACCUGAUGUGCUUGUGUGUAACGACGUGUCUAUAUCGAGAACGAAUAGAUUGCUGAACAUACUACGGAACUAUUUAAUUGAUUAUGAAACUGGUAACAAAUGGCAGGAACGAGUAAUGAUUACGCGAAAGGAUGGAAGGAAUUUCACAGAUGAUCAUGGUUUUGACAAAGUAUUAGUUGAUGUUCCAUGUACAACAGACAGACAUUCAGUCAUGGAAGAUGAAAAUAAUAUAUUCAGGGCCGACAGAGUUAAAGAAAGACUUAGAAUACCUGAACUUCAGUCACAGUUGCUUGCAAAUGCUCUUCGGCUAUGCAAAGUUGGUGGUGCGGUAGUAUACAGCACAUGUUCACUCAGUCCCAUACAAAACGAUGGUGUCGUACAUCUCGCGUUGAAGCAGGCCUUCCAGAUGGACGGUAUACUUGCUGUAGUGAGGGAUAUGUCAGUGCCGUUCAGUAGUCUAAGUAGCACCUUGCUACUUGGCACAGGAAAAGCGCUACCCAAGUACGGGCAAUUAGUAGUUCCUGAUGUAUCCGCCAAUUUCGGGCCUGCGUAUGUCGCUAGACUUGUUAGAGUUAAAUAGUUUGUUUAUAUAGUGUUUAAAAAUAUAUUAAUAUUUGAUUAAAUAAUAUAAGAUAAUACUGGAA